Messenger RNA from Physella acuta, 2724 nucleotides. Its product is annotated as sialin. The record is from RefSeq and is a predicted model, not a curated record. Gene Ontology annotation, biological process: monoatomic anion transport; transmembrane transport. Lineage: Eukaryota; Metazoa; Mollusca; Gastropoda; Physidae. Gene Ontology annotation, cellular component: membrane. Gene Ontology annotation, molecular function: transmembrane transporter activity.
UGUGAUCGUGCUUUGAUCGUAGUGUGUCGUUAAAGAGUGUGUUUAGUCAUUUGUUGAUCGCAGUGUGUCGUUAAAGAUUGUGUUUAGUCAUUUGUUGAUCGCAGUGUGUCGUUAAAGAUUGUGUUUAGUCAUUUGUUGAUCGCAGUGUGUCGUUAAAGAUUGUGUUUAGUCAUUUGUUCGUCAUGCUUUGAUCGCAAUGUGCCAUUAAAGAUUGUGUUUAGUCAUUUGUUGAUCGUGCUAUGAUCAUAGUGUGCUGUUAAAUAUUGUGUUCAGUGAUUUUUUUGCCUUACACAACUACAGAACCAGCAAGUGUGACUCAUGGUUCCCAAGCAUCGAUUACAUAACAUCCUUGAUGAGUCUCUGGACAGUGCCGGACAUAGCUGUGAAUAUGUCGAAUCGUGCACACAUACACGGCUCUCGCAUACGGAGAGGAAACUUCUCAUACACAAGCCACAGAGCCUGUCAAGAUGCUACAUACCUGCCCGUUAUGUGCUGGCUGCUUGGUCCUUCCUGGGGUUUAUCAACAUGUUCACACUCCGGAUGGAUUUGAACAUAGCCCUGCUGGCUAUGGUGGACAACACUAACGGCUCGACCAAGUCGUCGAAUGGGCUGGCGAGUACAGCGGCAACGUUGGUCAACGUGUCGACAAAUGACUCUGGAAAGUUCCACUGGUCAGAGAGGAACCAGGACAUUGUCCUGAGCGCCUUCUUCUACGGCUACUGCAGCACCCAAAUUCUGGGCGGGUACCUGUCCGGAAAGUUCGGGGCCAAGAACAUCCUGGGGGUGGGGAUCCUCGUCACCUCCCUGCUCGCUCUCGUCACACCUGUGGCCGCCUUCAGGAGCUUCUACCUGCUGCUGCUCUGUCGGGUCUUGCAGGGAUUUGCACAGGGAUUGGCUCAACCAUGCAUGCACACGAUGUGGUCAAGGUGGGCUCCAGAGAGAGAAAAAAGUUUGCUGAUGACCUUUACAUAUGCAGGUUGUCAGGUGGGUACUGUGAUAGCGACAUGGGCCACAGGUUACAUGGCAGACGGCGACAUACUUGGCGGCUGGCCGCUUGUCUUCUACGUCUUCGGUGGCGCUGGUGUGCUCUGGUCCUUGAACUGGAUAUGUCUGAUACACGACAGACCUGAGACACACCCCAGGAUAUCAAAGGAGGAGAAAGAAUAUAUAGAGAAAAGUCGCCUCUCUUCAGCGCAAUUGGUAAACGUCCGCCCUCCCUGGUUGAAAGUCCUCCGGUCACCUGCCCUGCUGGCCAUUGUGGCGGCUCACUUCGCCAACGACUGGGGUUGUUUCGCCUUGACCACCUGCCUCCCCAGCUAUCUGCACCACAUUCUCAAAUUUAAUCUCAGACAGAACGGGUUCCUGUCGUCCCUGCCCUACCUAAUUCUUGUCUUCACCAACCCUCUGUCUGGUUGUCUGGCUGACGGGCUGAGGGGAAGUGGAAUGUUGAGCACAAAAAACACAAGGAAGCUGGUAAAUUCUAUAGGCCUGUUUAUCCCUGCUAUCCUGAUGUUGUGCGUGUGUUUUGUGGACACAGACCGUAACGUUAUCGUGGCCCUGCUCACAUUGGCUGUUGGUUUCAGUGGCUUCACGAUGGCGGGCUACAGCGUCAACCAUCUGGACAUAGCACCAUCCUUCGCAGGUAUACUUUUUGGUGUGACGAAUACGAUUGGCACAACCACUGGUUUCAUAGGGCCAGCUAUACUAGGGGCGUUAACCGAUGGGCAGAACAACAAACACCAGUGGAUCAUUUUUUUCUACAUCACUUCCGGUAUCUUCUUCUUCGGGGGCAUCGUGUUUCUCUUCUUCGCCCAGGGGGAGCCUCAGAACUGGGGCGCGCCGCCCGUAGAUCUCGUCUACCGACCAAUCAACGAUACUGAACAGCGCGUGCCAGCUGAAGUUCAAGGCGACUCGGAACCAGGUGACCCUGCCACAAAGGUCAAGGAGGACGAACUUGUCAAUCACAACGAGCGUGAGUGGGAAGCGUUGAUAGAGCACCGACAUUCUCGCAGAACAGCGCCUGUGAGCUCCUUCUCUCAUGUCCUCAAAUCGUUUUGAAAAUCCGUUAAAUCUUCAAACACAGUUGGAAAACAUGCCCUCAUGUCGCUUUGAUACAUGGUUAAAUCUUCUCACAAAGUCGGAAAACGUACCCUCAAAUCGUUUUGAAAAUCCUUAAAUCUUCAAACAAAGUAGGAAAACAUGUCCUUAAAUUGAUUUGAAAAUGUGUUGAAUCUUCUCACAAAGUUGGAAAACAUGCCCUCAAAUUUGUUUGUCCACAAAUCGUUUUGAUUUUUGUUUAAGUGCCUUAAAGGAUAUGAAAACAGUAAAAUGACGAAAACAAUAAAUUGACGAAAACAGUAAAAAGAUGAAAACAGUAAAAUGACGAAAACAGUAAAAUGACGAAAACAGUAAAAUGACGAAAACAGUAAAAUGACGAAAACAGUAAAAUGACGAAAGCAGUAAAAUGACGAAAGCAGUAAAAUGACGAAAACAGUAAAAGGACGAAAACAGUAAAAUGACUCGCCUAGAUAAAAAAAAUAUGUGUUCAGUUUCAGUCUGACAACAGACUCAAGAUAAUGCUCUCAAUGCUCUCAAUGAUAAGAACAAUUUUACAGUUAUAUUAAUUAUAAAAUUGUGUUGCUAAUGUAUCCUCUGCUAUUUUUUUAAUAUUCAAAAAAUAAUUGUUUAAAUUCAUAAACAUUAAAGAAAAUGUCAACAACUAUA